UCAGGGACAGAUGCGCCAGCCGAGAAAACUCAGAAGAGUCAGACUUCACAAAACACACACGGGCUGUUGGAGUGGUACUUUCUUGGAGCGGAGUGAGCCCUUGACAAUUGCACACCAACACAUGGAGUUUAUUUAUAUUGCAUGAGACCGCUGUUGAAAUAUGAAGGCUGGAUGUCGAAGCAGAAGAGCAACCCAAAUCUAUUUGGACUGAAUUAUGAGGCAACAAGAGCAUUGUCACAUAGUAAAGAAAGAAUUGUGGUCAGGUUAUAGCACACGCUCUCCACGUUUGUUUUUAUUAUUAUUAUUUUGCCUCAGAUUUAAUGACAAAUAACACAAUCCAAAUCGAAAAACGAAGUUUUUAUGUUUGAAGGAGGCUUUGGGGAGUUUUGGAUAAACAAACUUUCCAUACACUCUUCAUGGGGAUAAAUGCCGUCAUUAAUUCUGGGCUUUGAAAACGCAUUUGUAGAGUUCUCAGGUUGUGAAGCAGCCCAACUAUUGGCUUAAUUCUGGCCCUUUUUUUCAUAUCAGGAAAAGGUUUUAUAAUCAGAUGAGGCAGAGACUGAGCUGUCCGGUCUUAAUUAUAAGAAGGGUCUUUGGAGAAUUCAGGAUGAGGCUUGUAAACCUCUGGACUGGUAAAAGAACAAUUCACAAUCAUUAUUAAAGGCCUAUCAUUAAUAUUACAUGCAGGACAGUGACGAUUGUAUGUAAACGUCUGACCAGAGCCGUUGGAGAGCAGCAGAUACAGGACAGACAAGUUAUUCUCAAUGCGCUUCUUCAUUUUUCGCUAAUCUAGUCAGGACCGAAAAGUUUUCACUGCGAUUUUGAGUCUCACACUCAGGAAGAUGAUGUGAAAAAAAAUCUAGUGAUACAUGAGAUAAAUUUGGAUCAUAAUUUCUCGCUAUAAGGUCUGAAAAUCAGUCGGGUGUGUGCCCCCAGUUCUAGAAAUUGAGGUUGAGUCCUAAUGAAACGCUGAAAGCAGCAACCCCCUUCCGCCUGGUUUGUGUUCUGACACUCCGUCUGUCUUUCCAUCCCUGUUUUUGGCUCUGAUACCAGACGUCAUCCAUUCUCCGCCUGCUUUCCGUGUCAUCAAAAACAGCUACCAAAAAAAAAAAAGGCAGCUGUGCCAAAACAAAAUGCUGAAUGUGGUGCAACAUACAAUUGAUCUGGUCGCCGUGUUGUUUUGUUAUCUUUUAGGGUUUAGCAUGUUUUGUACUGUUGCUCUCCUGCCAUCCCAUUCAUGCUGUCUGAAUUUUUUCACAUUUUCUCAUGUUACCAAACAUUAAGGAAAAGAAAAUGAUAGAUGGUUGUAGUUUAACAAAAAAAAACUUGUGAAAGGUGUGACAUGCAUUUAAAGUCUACUUUAUCAGGCUGUAAUACAACAGAUUGUCUUCAGUCAGAGGCUUCUUCCGAUCUGCUGUAAUACAGACUGCUUCAAGAGAUCCUUCCUGCCCACAGCCAUCAUCAUCUACAAUAAAUCUCUGGAGAAACAUAGAUAAUAUGAGUCAUAACAUUCAUUUUUCUUUUGAAAUUAAUUAUUUUAUUUAUAUUAAUUGACACUGUAUUUUACUUAGUGGUAUCAGACUGAAUGGGCUAAAAGCAAAUGUCUGACGCCUUUUUCAGAUUUUUUUUAUACAUUGCUGUCUUCUUAACUCAAACUCGGCUACCAGAUGCUUGGUGCGGGUCUAUCCCAUAAAAUCAAAAUAAUUUAGCUUGACAAAAUGUUAAAAAGUUCAAUGGUUCUGUAGUUAUAGCUGUGCCUCCUGGGGAGACAAACUUAAAGGGCGAAAUGUCAGUUUAGUGCAGAUGAAAAAGUGCAGAGAAUGAUUUAAAAAAAAAAAAUACUGCCCUUUCUAUUUACCUUGUGCAGCCUGGGUAGUGCUUUAUCAAUGAGUUCAACAGGGUUUUGUAUAGCGUUAUUAUUUCUAAGAUAGUCAGAUUUCAUAGUUUAUAAGAUGUGAUCCAGAAGGACUGGUUCUUUUUAUGAACCUGAAAUAUUUUUUUUUAACUUUGAAGGAAGAAUGUAAGUCUCUGCCAGGGAAUCGAUUUCGAAAGGUUUAAAGGUCAGUUGACGGACUCCUAUUGCAAGCUUCUCUCUGAAUUUUAAGGAAGUUUUAUUAUUAUUAAAAAAAAAGAAAGGUUAACCAUCUUUAUGCUCCUAAGCUUUGGGUUUCUAUGAACACCAAAUUUGGAGUUAUUCAUGCCUAUCCUUUUAACGAUCUGCUUUUGUUUCCUUGCUCUUUCACGUGGAAUUCACAAAAGAAAGCUGAAAAUUGAUGGCCGAGUUGUGUCACUGCACCUGUAAAUCUGUAAAUGUCGCAGCGCUGAAUCUACACUCAAGGAUUAAUGACAUCAAUUUAAGAAGAAAAGACAGGAUUUAUCUUUGUGCUUGUCAAACAUUUGUCAGUAAAAAAAAAAGCUUUUAGUUGAGCUUUAUCCCAGGGACAUGACACAUUUUCUACAUCUGGAGUGUUAAGAAGUGUCAAAUAAAGUUACACUGUAAUAAUAGAGUUCACAACGUACACUCGCAUUAUAUCCCUGCACAUUCCUUUUGUGUAGUUUUUAGUAGUCCUAUAGGUUUGGGUUGAAUCCUCUCUCAGGGAGUUUGUUUUGUGUUCACUGGACCCAGAUCCCAACCCGGACAUUAGCUGUGCCAAAGAAAUUGCUGAACAGCACCGUGGACUCUGAAUGCUUCCUGGUAGGCUUGCCAGCUGCUGCCGCGCUAAACAUAUUGGAUUCCAGGAAGCAAAGUGCACUGCAGCUUCAAAAGGAGAUCAGAGUUGUGUUUUAGUGUUGCCAACGCUGACUCUCUCUCCCAGCCUGACUCAGCUGGAUUGUGAACUCUUUGUUGGGGGUGAGAGGGAUGAAAUCCAUGAUUGAAAAGCAGAAUAAUAAAAGCAGGCAUACGUGUUCGCAAGACAUAAAUUGGAAACUGUACAACCCUCAUUCCCAUGUACCUUAAUAACAAUCACACUGCUCCACUAGUUCUGCACUGUCAUGUUUCACAGCUGCUUUUAAAGAUAUUAUUUAUAAUGAACAUGUGCAUCUAAAACUGUCCCCCAUUAGAUAAACAUUAUUGUAAUUUUCUAGAUUCUUUCUGCAGAGUCAAUGACAUUGUUUUAUUUUGUUGUUGUUUUUUUCAGUGCCAUUUUACCAGAAGGUUGUCCUUUACAGCGCCUUACAAAAGUUCCCUUACCAAAUUUUUACAAUGUAUUUUACUGGGAAUUCCUGUGAAGACAUCUUCAUAAAAUCUUAAAUGAAAUACACAAAGGUAUAGAGUAGCAUGAGAAAAAAGUUUGAGAGGUAUGAAAACUUUUGCAACAGACCUUAUUUUGACUUUCCCCACCUUUUGAAAUUAUAAUUGUGCUAACUUGGCUUGUUACCAGAAAGUUUUCUGUAAAAUGGACGUGAAAUUUGAGGAACAAAACCUACUUCCUUGGAUAAUAUUUCUCUACGUGAUUGAUAUUGCAUUUUAUGAUAACGUUUUUCCUUUGUUUUGUCAUAGUUGAUACAAAUGAAUCAGGUUAUGUGAUAGCAGGGCUGCUGAGAUGCAUGUGUAUAUAUUUUCCCAGUAAAACUACAAUGUCUGGCAUAAACGUCGCCAUGGCUGGAGAUCAGAUUUUGAAGAUGUGUUUUAGAGAUCGGAAGAGCUCACACGGGGAGGACUUGGUCCCGUUGGUCCAAAAUGGGGAAAACCUGACAGACUGGGGUCACACCACAUCCCAUUCGGAGGAUCAGUGGUCGCACACAUCAGGGUGUCAGCCUGACAACUGGGCCAUGUCCACCACUUGGGACAUGCAGCUAGACAGCACAGAGAGAGGACACCUCACUGCAGGUUUUCUAGACUCUCAGCCUCUGAGGGAGGCUGAUGAGGAUUUGGCGUCAGAAGUCAGCCUGAACAACUCCAACAUGACCGAGGAGGAGCGAGAAGAGAUUCUGCAGGAGCUGACUAAACUGGAAGAAGAGAUCAGCACACUGAAGCAGGUCUUGCUGUCCAAGGAGAAGCAGCACGCGGAGCUCAAGCAGAAGCUGGGCGUCACUCCUCUCAGCGAGUUCAGGAACAACUUCAGCAGAGGCUGGCACGACAUGCAGAGCUCUACGGCAUACAAGAAGACAUCAGAGACGCUGUCCACCGCAGGACAGAAAACCUCAGCUGCCUUCAGUAACUUUGGGAGCGCCAUCACCAGGAAGUUUGGAGACAUGAGAAACUCACCCAGCUUCAGAUCCUUUGAAGAGAAAGUCGAAAAUACAGUUUCCACCAUUAAGACUAAAGUUGGAGGCACUGGGACCGGAGGCAGCUUCGAGGAAGUCCUCUCGUCUGCAGCCAACGCCAGCUCUCAGGAGACGCCCACCAACAACCUGACGGAUAUCUCCGAGAAACCCUGUUAGGACUCGGGAUCGCCGUCUUGCUGUAUCACAGCACAUUGUUGUGGAUCUACUAGAAUUUCUGACCAAAGCGGUGUUUUGAUUUGCAGACAAAUCUUGUGUAAAUUCUGUGACUCCGACAAAACUCCUGGCAACGCCACAUUGUUUAGGCUUGGCUAAAAUACCUUUGUUUUUAAUUUCGAUAAUCAGGAAGGCUGAUUUUUAAAAGCAUUUGAAAUCUCAUAAGGUAAACGGUGAACUUUUAAUAUUGAUCAUAGUCCAUUUUUCAGCUCUUGCUCUGAAAAAAUUGUUUGGCUAAAAUUGAUCACAGGUCAGUCUGACACUAUUAAACUAUUACACUAUUAAAACUGCUCCAUCUUCAGUCUGCUGCACUAUAAAUAAUUCUUCACGUUUUAGUUCAACAAUUUUAUCCACAAAACCAGGGUGAAACUUUCAGUCACAGAUGUUACACUACCAAACCUCCAGAAGGUCAGUAAGAAGUAAAAUGUCUUGCAUGUUACAGUGUCCCAUUAACUUUGUUACACAUUAAUUAAACACCGAAAAAAUAUCUGUGUAUGUGUGUCAUGUGGGUGUGUCAUACGGCUACGAUUUCUCAAAAAACAGAUUUACUAAACAGUGACUGUAAAGCACGCCGUAUUUCUUUUUUUGUUGUUGUUCUUGGAAUCUGUGUGGGCUCUGUAACUUUGCCAUGAAAAUAACUUUAUUACUUCAUAGAUUUUAAAUGUUUUCAGACAAUGAAGGAUUUCUUUCCUACCCCAGAGUUCAACUUUUUUUUUUUUAUGGAACUCUCAUCCGGAUUCAGGUUCUAAAAGAGUCAUUUGUCGAGUCUGAGGUAAUGUUUUGUGUUAAUGGAAAAUACAAAGGGUACAAUUUGCAUUUAUGUAAUAAAUACAGCCAUAAAAGACUCCAUAAUCACAUGUCUACAUAAACGGUUAACAGUUGUUAACCCAAAGAAAACGUAAAAAGAGCGACACUGAAUGUACAAGCCUGAUUUAACUUGGCAAAUAUGAAAUUAAUGCAAAAUUUACUGAAGUAUCCUGAAGCAUGUAAAAAAAAAAAAAAAAAAAAAAUUCACAAAUUCAUUUUGUAUGCUGUUCUGUUCCUCCCAGGCAUAUUCUGCAUGAAAACUCCAUAUUAUGGAAGAAACCGUUGGUGGUAUGACAUUUACUUUCUUUUUAUAGAUAACUUUUGUGACGUUGGAUUUACCUGUUAUGUAUCAUGUUUAAAUAUUUAAAGCUCAUCAAUAAACCUUUCAGUUG
Molecule: messenger RNA, 5642 nt
Organism: Xiphophorus couchianus (Monterrey platyfish)
Lineage: Eukaryota; Metazoa; Chordata; Actinopteri; Cyprinodontiformes; Poeciliidae
Gene: tpd52l1
Product: tpd52 like 1
Exons: 8
Coding region: 3472-4386 (304 amino acids)
Biological process (GO): positive regulation of apoptotic signaling pathway; positive regulation of MAP kinase activity
Cellular component (GO): cytoplasm
Source: RefSeq, a predicted model, not a curated record